AUGACAGCAUUGGAUGUGUUUGCGGACAAAUACGGCCAUCAAAUGAAGACAAUUACUGUGACUACGAUUUUUUGGGGCGACGAAGACUUUAUAGCCGAAGCGGACAAUAAAGUGUUGAUUUGUUUCGCUUCAACGGCCAUGUCUUCGGACGAGAAACCGUUGAUCACCGUAUCGGGUAAUCAGUCUCUAGUGUCGGACCAAUUGUCGCAACAAAUCACACGUGAUUUACCACAAGAAGGCGUUGAAUGGCAACGGUAUGUACGGCCA
This is a messenger RNA of Medioppia subpectinata, 267 nucleotides long. The record is from the annotation of a GenBank genome assembly. Lineage: Eukaryota; Metazoa; Arthropoda; Arachnida; Sarcoptiformes; Oppiidae.